Messenger RNA from Penicillium roqueforti, 537 nucleotides. Its product is annotated as putative cystathionine beta-synthase (beta-thionase). NCBI's taxonomy places the organism in Eukaryota, Fungi, Ascomycota, Eurotiomycetes, Eurotiales, Aspergillaceae. The transcript is spliced from 2 exons. Bases 1 to 537 code for a protein of 178 amino acids. The record is from RefSeq and is a predicted model, not a curated record.
AUGGCUUCAUACUCGACCGCCAGCGAGGCCUUCACUCGCGAGAAGCAAACCCCCUCCGACACAAAUACAUCUACAGCAGCCUGGGCCGACAAGUACCGCGGUGCAACAAUCGAAGACCUCGACCCUCCCGCGGCGCUCUCAAUCUCCUCCGAAGACCCAAUCUCCACAGCCCUAAUGGCCGCCUACGAGCGCGACUACACGCACCUCACCGUUAUCUCCCCGACAAAGCGCUCCCUGCUAGGCUACCUCAGCAUCCCACGGCUACGUGAGCUACUGCAGAGCGGCACCGUGAAAGAAAGCGACCCCGUCUCCGCGGCAAUGCAGCGGUUCAACCGCAAACGCGGUCUCUACCAGGUCAUCACGAUGAACACGCCGCUCGAGGAGCUCGAGAACUUCUUCGAGAGCGAGACGGGGCCGAAUGGCGAGAAGCGCGAGAAGCAGCAGUUUGCUGUGGUCACUGAUGAGGCGCGCAAGUUUGUGCUGGGUGUUGCUACCAAGGCGGACUUGGAGGAGUUUGUCAAGCGCAGACCUACCUAA